AUGGAUGCAAAUCCAAAUUUAAGUCCCGAAUCGGGAGGCUUCAACCCUACCAUGGACAUGCGGCAAUUCACAGCGUUCUUCAAUCAAGUUGCGCAGAUUCAAGGCCACAUCAACAAGCAGUUGAAUCCAAGUCAAGAUCCUGCUAGUCCUUAUUUCAUUCUUCCUUCUGAAAAUUCAGGUAUACCUAUCACUAAUGUCACUCUCAAUGGUGCAAAUUAUGGUGCUUGGAGUAGGGCUAUGGAAAGGGCUCUAAAGUCUAAAAAUAAAAUCAAGUUUAUUGAUGGUAGCAUCAAGAAACCUGAGAGCACAAACUCGAUUUUUGAGACAUGGGAGAGAUGUAAUACAUAUGUAGUGGCUUGGAUAAAUCUCUCACUUAGUCCAGAUAUUUCUCAAAAUGUUCUUUGGACCAACAUAGCAUAUAAAUUGUGGAAUGAUUUAAACCAUAGAUAUUACCAAGGUGAUCGUUUUAGAGUUGCUAAACUAUAUGAGGAAUUGUAUGCCCUUAAACAAGGUGACUUUACUGUUACUGCAUAUUUUGCCAAGCUCAAAACUAUAUGGGAGGAGCUUGAUAAUUUUAGACCGAUUUCAAUGUGUGCAUGUGAGAUGAAGUGUGACUGUGGACUAGGAAUUAUCAGAAUGCAAAGGAAAGAAGAUAGAGUUACAAAGUUUCUUAGGAGACUAGGUGAACAAUACUCCAAUGUCAAGUCACAAAUCAUGUUGGAAGGACUACCAAGUGAUUUUUUCAAGGCAGAGGGAGAGGAAGAGGUAGAAGAGGUAGGUCUCAAGCCGGGAGAGGACAAGGAGGCCGAAGCAAGCUGCAUUGUUCUUUUUGCAACAAAACUGGACACAUAG
Molecule: messenger RNA, 852 nt
Organism: Arachis stenosperma
Lineage: Eukaryota; Viridiplantae; Streptophyta; Magnoliopsida; Fabales; Fabaceae
Exons: 2
Coding region: 1-852 (283 amino acids)
Source: RefSeq, a predicted model, not a curated record